Doryrhamphus excisus (bluestripe pipefish) is the source of this 2555-nucleotide messenger RNA. Its product is annotated as claudin-34-like. NCBI's taxonomy places the organism in Eukaryota, Metazoa, Chordata, Actinopteri, Syngnathiformes, Syngnathidae. The record is from RefSeq and is a predicted model, not a curated record. Gene Ontology annotation, cellular component: bicellular tight junction; membrane. Gene Ontology annotation, molecular function: structural molecule activity.
AUAGACAAACAACCAUUCACACUCACAUUCAUACCUAUGGACAAUUUGGAGUCGCCAAUUAACCUAGCAUGUUUUUGGAAUCUGGGAGGAAACCGGAGAAAACCCACACAUGCAUACUCCACACAGAGAUGGCCUAGGGUGGGAAAAUGAAUGAAUGAAUGAAUGAUUCAUUUUAUACCGCUUAUCCUAACGAGGGUCGCGGGGGUGCUGGUGGCCAGCCAAUCACAGGGCACAUAUAGACAAACAACCAUUCACACUCACAUUCAUACCUUUGGACAAUUUGGAGUCGCCAAUUAACCUAGCAUGUUUUUGGAAUCUGGGAGGAAACCAGAGUACCCGGAGAAAACCCACGCAUGCACGGGCAGAAAAUGCUAACUCCACACAGAGAUGGCCGAGGGUGGGAUUGAACUCGAGUCUCCUGUGAGGUCUCCGCGCUAACCACUCGCCCGCCGUGCAGCCUGAACUGCAUCCAACAUAUUGGAAUUUUCAGACUUAAAGUAUGUAUGUUUCAUAUAUCUCACGCUAGUUCAACAUGAUGCGGAAGUGCCAUAUCAUAUUUAGCCACCCCUGCUUUCAUCUUUACGCCACGCCUAAAUGUCAUAAACGGUUGGGUAGGCAGUACUGUUUUGUCACCUUUUCUUGAAAAUGGCUACCGGAAAAUGUUUUUUGUGAGUCACCCUUUGUUGCUGCAGUACGCCAAACUAGUUGUACCAUUUGGGUCGGACCCACUGUGUCAGCUUUUUGCUGAGUUUCAGCAAUUUUUUAAUUAUCAUUCCAUCUGCAGUCGGGUCACGGGACGAGAACCCCAGACCUCCCUUUAUCUGGCUGCUUCGUCCAGCUCCUCUCGGCAGAUAUCGAGGCACUCCUGAGGCAUCUGGUCGAGGUGGCGCCCUGGAAGCAGCCGAACUGACUGACUCCUCUCAAUGCAGAGGAGCAGUGGGUCUCAAUCUAUCUCUUAAGAGAGAGCCCAGCCACCUUACAGAGGAUUAAUUUCGGCCACUUGUAUCCAUGAUGUCCUUUUGGUCACUACCCAAAGCUCAAGACCAUAGGUAAACAUUGGAACAUAGAGUAGAUCAACUGGUAAAUUCAGAGCUGAAUAUCUCCCUCUGCAAAUAGGCUUAAAAGAGUCGUUUGUUUGCUUCUGGCAGCAUCUCGUUUGCAAGUAUGUUCCAAUCAUGACAUUUUUCAGCAACUUGUUAGCUGGACCCUCCAGAAAUUCCUGGCCUCAUCCUGGACCAACCUACUGACCAGGUACUUUUUCAAGUUUGGGCUCUGAGGAAAUGUAAUUUUGGUGGGAAUGCGACAAUGUUUUUCAUAAUCACAAGUAGCUGAAAGGGGCUCUUGUUAGUAUCACAGUGUAGUAGUAUCCUACACCAAUAAAUGUGUACUUUGUGUUGCUGCACAGCUUGUGCAUCAAAAAAAGAAACCCAUAAAAACAUGUCAGUCUUUUUAUAUUUACCUUGUAUAAAACCGUAUAAACUAUUCAUAUGCAUUGUGUCAUAAGAAAAGAUUUAGGGUUUUCUUACCUUAGCAAUACCUUAUUUCUUAUUUUCUAUUCAGUAGUUUACUGUCAUAUCAAAGUGCUCCUUUGUCAGGACUUGUGGACGGAAUCGGCCCCACUCCAUUUCAUUGGAGCAAAAGCAAUAAAACGAUCAGGUGAUCAUCUUCUUGUUUAUCUUAUAUUUCCUGGUUGUAGAAAAGAGCAAUCAGGGCAAAAACCAAAAGAAUGUUCGAGUAGCGACAGCCACAAUAACAGUAAGAGACGUCAAUCAUUUACAGCGCCGUCAUGACAGGAGUCGGUUUGGGUUAGUGGGAUGAGGAUAAGGAAGUGGGAGUAUUGAACCUUUCCACUCAAGGUUUCACUCUGAAGAAACGUUGACAUUCUACAGGGUUGGGAAGGGGAAUGUCAAGGUGUUUUUCUGCCUGACGUCCAAGCAACGGAGCACUGGAGGACAUGUUGUUGACGUUCUGAUGUGGACUUCUUGGUGAAUUUGCCCCCCGCCAUGACCCAUCCCCAGCUUUGUGCUUUGUGGCUGGGCUGCAUUCUAACUGCCGUGGCUCUUGGACUGGUCCAGUGGAGGGUUUGGUUGGUGUAUGACAACGAAGCAAUCACCUCAGGCAUGGCCUGGGUGGGCGUGUGGAGGGCUUGCUUCAACAGCCACACGCAGGUAAGUGUGGUCACACAGAUUGCGGCUGGUCAAGUGCUCAUGCUCCUGUCUGUGCUGGUGGGCUUGGUGGGAAACAGCAGUGGGGUUUAUGCCCUGAGGAACGUCCACUUUGGAUUGGAGAAGAACAUUCCCAGCUGCUUCUUUAUCACGGGAGCGCUGUUCUUGUCAGCUUCUGGGAUGUCACUCGUUCCUCUCGCAUGGAAUCUAAGCUCAGUGGUGACCAAUCAGACCAUCGUGUUCCCCCCUGCGUUCAAAAUGCCCCGGGCCCCUGAUUCUCAGCAUGGCAUCGCCAUGGGUCUGGUGGGCACAGUCGUGAUGGUUGUGUCUGGGCUUAUGUUCUGUAGAUAUGAGUCGCCAGCAAGGUUGCGGCGGGACGGCUGUUUUUGA